GAGACAACAGAUCAAGGACAGACUGUAACAAGUACAAGAAGUACAGGCCACGCAUCACCUUUUAGUGAAAUUGACCAACCCUCUGUGGAGCCUGCAAGGAUUACCAGCUGUGCUGGUGCUGCAAUGCUUUUAGCGUCAAUAGCCGAAACAGUGUAUUCAUAUUUCCAAGUCAGCCUGCGAUUAGUUCAAAGACUUACAAGAGAACAGCUGUUUUAUAUAUUAACUUCGAUUUUAAUAAUAUGUUUACUGAUGUGCAGUUUAUUCCUGUUGUACCGUCUUUCCAUAUUGGAACCAAAAAUCUUGGCUCAAACAGCCUACCCUCCAGAAAAGAUUCUUCUUCGGCAAUCUAUGUAUCAACUUUGGAAACUCCGCCAGGAUGUUUUUGAUGCAGAAGUAGUUAGGUUCAAAACAAUAGUAGCUGCCAAUUUAAAUGCCAUAACACAGGUGCGACAGACACUUAAGAUGUUGGAGGAUGACCUAGAAGCUCAUAUGAGUAGGAACUGUACUUUACUUGACAACAACGUGUGUGUAUAUUUUUGAGGCUGAGGAGUUCUUUGGAGUUCUUUUGGAGGUGACGUGACAUUUGGGCAAAUCCAGUAGCAAUCAGUUAUUAACAAGUUGCUAAUCUGGCUUGGAGGGACAAGCAAGAAUGUUUGCAUACAUGUAUGUUGUAAUCCAAUUCAACAAUUGAGUGAACCAUGAGGCCCCGACCACGUUAAUGCGUGUCUAAAAGUAUUCGUUUUGUCUCAACGAAAACAAAGCAGAAUAUCUUUUACCACACUAGCAUUUUCGUUUUGUUUUCACUUAUCCACUCUGAUUCACUUUCAUUGGACAUUGCAUACUUUUUGAUACCUUUUCACCUAUCAUCCACACUAAAACCCUGAUGGAAACGAGUAUAUAUGAAGCUCUUUUAGGCACUGUUUUCAAAAGCCCCUGUUUCAUUUAUCCACACUAGAAACAGAACAUUUCAAAACGAUGCGUUUUCAGAAACCGUUUUCAAAAGCCUCCAUUUUCAUCAGCAUUUUUGGUCAUUUUAGCGUGGACGAUAGGCGAAAACGCAUCAAAAAGUAUGUGUUUGCAAGCAACAAGUGCAUCAGUGUGCUCUGGGCCUAAAUUGUCUGUUAGUAGCCCCUGGAUUUCUCCAGCCCUGUUAAAGAGUUUUUUAGUAGCAGUAGUGAUAACAGGAAGUAGUUGUCAAGAUUGGUGAACUUAAACUUGUAUGAAAUAAGCGGCAAAUAGUUUACUGUGGGCCGCAAAAUAGCCAGGGCACAAAAAAUAAAUACUUACUUCUCUUUCCAAGUUCACCACAUGUGAGCUCUGCCUGUUAAAGGCUUGAAAUGAAGAAAAUAAUGUUGCUACAUUUAAAAAUAUUUUGACCAUUUACCACCUGACAAACUCUUUUUAGUAUAAGAGCUUAGUGUAUUUAUUUGGAUCCAUAAUUUUUUAUACAGUCAAAUAUUUAUUCAAGAACAAAGUAUUUUGUAUUUAAAUUGGUUAAAGUCAAAACAUCUACUUAAACAUUUGUAUAUAUAAUUAAUUUGUAACUGAUAAUACUUAAAGUUUGUUGACGCAAAGCUUUUAGCUAAAACUAGAAUGGAAAAAUAUGUGAAUUUGUUGUGUGAAUCUAUUUAUAAUGGAAUGUUCGGAAUGUGUAAAAAGGAUCGAUGACAAGGUAACCUUGAACAAAGGAUUCAUUGAGAACUGACAAUGCAGGCAUUAUCUUUUCUCUUCUAAGCAUGCAUAGCCAAGUUGCCUUUGUCGUCAAAUGUGAAUUUUUCACAAAAAACGUGUGACUUUUUGAAAUUAAACUUUUUAAAAGGGUUGUUUCAGUAUUUGUUAUCAAACAUUAUGAGGUGUUAAGGGAAUUUCUGUGUUAGGUGCAUUUUUAUAUCAACAUGUAGUUUCAAUCAAAAUUUCAUAAUUUCUACUAUGUAAAAAUCAUUUUACGUACAAAACAAUAGAAUGCAAAGUCAAGUUAAGCCUGUGAACAGGCUCCUGAUCGCGUCGUAAGGCAAAAAAAAGAAAGAAACCGGGGAGCAAAGCUAGCUUAGUGUGGUCUAGGGUGAGCAGAGAGAGCGGUUUGGGAAGAAAAAUUGCCCUUGCUCGCUGCAUAGUUUUCUGUGCUCCCCAGGAGCCCAUUCACAGUUGAAGUCAACUUUCAUCUGAAUUUUCUUGUAGAAAUUAUUACAAUAGAGUAAUUAAACCCAGUGAAAUAAGAAUCAAGAAACAUAGAUCUAUUAAAACAGAUAGAAUUAAAUGGAUUUAGAAUACAAUGAUAGAAAUUGGGAUAAUUAAGGAAAUUGUGUUGUCAGUAAAAUAAUGGAACAGGAAAGACUGAAAAGUGAAAUAGUUGGUUUGAAUUAAUAAUAAAAAUAAUAUAGUUUGAUUAUCUUCA
Orbicella faveolata is the source of this 2395-nucleotide messenger RNA. RefSeq lists its product as uncharacterized. Gene Ontology annotation, cellular component: endoplasmic reticulum-plasma membrane contact site; plasma membrane; endoplasmic reticulum membrane. Gene Ontology annotation, molecular function: sterol binding; sterol transfer activity. Gene Ontology annotation, biological process: intracellular sterol transport. Lineage: Eukaryota; Metazoa; Cnidaria; Anthozoa; Scleractinia; Merulinidae. The record is from RefSeq and is a predicted model, not a curated record.